This is a messenger RNA of Lymnaea stagnalis (great pond snail), 453 nucleotides long. NCBI's taxonomy places the organism in Eukaryota, Metazoa, Mollusca, Gastropoda, Lymnaeidae. The record is from the annotation of a GenBank genome assembly.
AUGACAGGUAUAAAAAACUAUUUGGUCAAACAUGGAGAAGGUGAGCUUGAGGACCUCAUAGAAAGGGAGAGAAACAAGUUGAGGAGAAGAGACAGUCUUGUUAUUUGAUAUCUGGAUACCAAAUGUAUAUAAUAUGUUGCAAUUAAGUACAGUACUAACAUGCAUUUAAUGUACUUAAAUGUUACAAUUAAUUACAGUACUAACAUUUUUAUAAUUAAUUUGUAUAAUUACCAUUUAUUGUCCAGAUUUAUUCUAGUUGUGUGAAUUUCUUAAAUGAUUUUUUUUUUAAAGAAACAUUUGAGAAAUGUAUUUUCUCUUCUGUUGUAAUUUUAGCUUGGCACUAAUGAAAUUUUGAACAUAGAUGCGAUUAUAGAACAAGCCCUUCAUGUCUGUGUGCUGAAACCUCUCAAGUAUCACAUCUAUCGCUUGUUUGUUGACAAGUAUAGCAAGUAG